AUGGCUCUCUUCAUCUACUGCUUUGCUGUGCUCAUUCUCAAUGCUGCGCUCGGCGCUCCUUUGAACAUUCUGGAUCUCACCCAGCCUCACGAGGCCAUCGUGACGACGACGACGACCGAACAUGAUCAUGAUUCGAAAUAUCUCAGCAUUCUCGGCAAAGAUCGACCUGCGAGUCUGCCCUACUCGUGUCGAUAUUCUUACACUGUCAGCGGAAUCUACAACGGCCGACCUGUCACGAUCGAUCGACCUGCUCACUAUACCGAGUUUGAUCUGAUCAACCGAAGUGACGACCAGUUUUACGCGAGCUUUGUGAGACCGUCCGGAAUCUAUAGGCACCACGUUGGCUGGAUGGGAGUCGUAGACCAAGCUAGAUUCCAGUGUGACCGUAGAAUAGACCGACCGAUCCGACUUUCAAUUUGCUGCCUUGCCACCGCAACAUUGCACUUCCGGGCUUCGCGUGACAAGGGUAAGCUCUCGGCAGCUGGCAAGACGCUCAGCGUCACGCUAGAUUGUGGCGGAACUUACGCGUACAUGGGCGAGGACUGCUCCGGCGAGCUGUAUCGAGAAGGUCUGGUUGAUAUGAGCAAAUCAGCUCGCUAUAAUGCACACUAG
Mixia osmundae IAM 14324 is the source of this 612-nucleotide messenger RNA. RefSeq lists its product as uncharacterized. NCBI's taxonomy places the organism in Eukaryota, Fungi, Basidiomycota, Mixiomycetes, Mixiales, Mixiaceae. Bases 1 to 612 code for a protein of 203 amino acids. The transcript has 4 exons. The record is from RefSeq and is a predicted model, not a curated record.